Abrus precatorius (Indian licorice) is the source of this 2321-nucleotide messenger RNA. Its product is annotated as protein tesmin/TSO1-like CXC 5. Gene Ontology annotation, cellular component: nucleus. The record is from RefSeq and is a predicted model, not a curated record. Bases 329 to 2026 code for a protein of 565 amino acids. The transcript has 8 exons. Gene Ontology annotation, biological process: regulation of DNA-templated transcription. NCBI's taxonomy places the organism in Eukaryota, Viridiplantae, Streptophyta, Magnoliopsida, Fabales, Fabaceae.
AAAGAAAGAAAGAAAGAAAGAAGAGAGAGGCGAAGGCUAACAGCACCAACAACAACACUCUCCACUCUCUCUUCUUCUUCUCUGUUUGUUUUCUUCUUCUUUCUCUUUGUGUGCUGUGUCGGUGUUUCGAUCCACUUGUGUCUCUUGAUUCGUUCACUCGUUUCGUUAUUUGGAUCUGAGAGUAGCUGAAUUUGAGCUUAAUUUUUCUUCAAUUGGCGAUGGUUAUUGGCGUUGUUGUUAUCUUGAGGGAAUAAUAAGGGGUGUGUGGAGUGAAGUUGUUAUUAUUGUUUUUAAAUAAAUUUUGCUGGUUAUUGUAAUUUUGUAUCUGAUGGGGGAAGGUGAAGGUGAAGGGAGUGAUUACCCUUCUAAAAGUGUGUCAAACGAUGCCGUUGCACCUGCACUGUUGUCCUCCGAUGUUCCCGCCAAGAAGCUUGCGAGGCAACUCGAUUUCACCGCUUUUGCCGGGAUGCCGCCGCCGGAAUACCCCCAGCCGCCAGUUACUUUGACGCCGGUGCCGACUAUGCCGCAGCCUGCGAUUCCUUCCCUGAGGGCUGGGAAACCAGAAUCUCCAAAGUCGAGAUCGAGACCUAACUUUGAAAUUAAAGAAGGUACUCCAAAGAAGCAAAAGCAGUGCAAUUGUAAACAUUCAAAAUGCUUAAAGCUAUAUUGUGAAUGUUUUGCGUCAGGAAUAUACUGCGAUGGUUGCAAUUGUGUAAAUUGUUAUAACAAUGUUGAAAAUGAAGCUGCUAGAAGAGAAGCUGUUGAAGCUACUUUGGAACGAAAUCCAAAUGCAUUUAGGCCGAAAAUUGCAAGCAGCCCUCAUGGAACACGUGAUAGCAGGGAGGAGGCCGGGGAAGUUUUGAUAUUGGGAAAGCACAACAAGGGGUGCCAUUGUAAAAAAUCUGGGUGCCUCAAGAAGUACUGUGAGUGCUUCCAAGCCAACAUUCUUUGUUCUGAAAAUUGUAAAUGCAUGGAUUGCAAAAACUUUGAGGGAAGUGAAGAGAGACAGGCUUUGUACCAUGGAGAUCAAAAUAACAACAUGGUGUAUAUUCAGCAGGCGGCAAAUGCUGCCAUUACUGGAGCUAUUGGUUCCUCUGGUUACUCAUCACCGCCAAUAUCAAAAAAAAGAAAAGGUCAGGAGCUCUUCUUUGGGACAACUGUCAAGGAUCCAUCAGUUAGCAGGCUAGGACAACAGGCAAACCAUGUCAGAGGUCCUGCACCCUCCUCCUCAACGUCUCCUGUCCCAGGUGCUCGUGUUGGACCUGCAACUUUAGGUCCUUCAAAAUUAAUGUACAGGUCUCUUUUAGCAGACAUAAUACAACCACAGCACCUGAAGGAGCUUUGCUCAGUUCUGGUGCUAGUGUCUGGACAAACCGCUAAGACACUUACAGACCAGAAGAAUUCAAUGGAUAAGCAUACGGAAGAUCAGACAGUAACUUCCCUUGCUUCAACUCAGGAGCAAUUACCUAGUCAAAAGGAAGCUGAUGUUGAGAAAGCUAUGACUGACAAUUGUUCAAGUGCAAACCAAACAGAUAAAAUCAGCCCACUCAAUUCUUGCUCAGAUGGUGCUGAUGUCCCAAAGGGGAGGCCAAUGUCUCCUGGAACUUUAGCAUUGAUGUGUGAUGAGCAAGAUCCAAUGUUCACGACUGCUGCCUCCCCUGUUGGACCAAUGGCGCAUGCUUGCAACACAUCUUUGCAACUGCCAAAUGGACAGGGAGUGACAGAGGUCUAUGCAGAGCAAGAAAGGAUUGUAUUGACGAAAUUUAGAGAUUUUCUGAAUAGGGUUAUCACUAUGGGAGAAAUAAAUGAAACAAAGUGUUCUUCAUUAGCCAGAAGUGAAUUAGAGAGUCAAAAGAACCCAAACAUCAAUUGUUCUGUUAAUGUCAGUACCGAGAUGGCGCAUCAGCAGGGAGCCAUCAAUAAUGGUGUUGCCAAUGCUGCGGGAAACACUGUUACAUCUACAUCAUUGGUCCCAGGUAGCAUUGUUCCUGAAAAUGGGGAUACUAGGACUAACGUUGAAAAAUAGAUAUGAAAGGAAUCUAACUUAGAUGAGCAGAGAUACCAUUGGAAAAAUUACAAGAAUGUUGUGUGAAGGUAUGCAACUUCUCUGCAAUGUAAACUUCCAUUCUUCAUUUUCUGGCUUCUCUUUGAUGGGGGUGUCAAGCUUACAUGCCCACUACUAGUCCAACUAGGAUCAAUUUUUUCGCAUAUCAAUUUUCUUCUUCUACUUCGGUCAUUCAUAUAUAUUUGAAUUAAUUGUUCUGCUUUGACAUAACUUGUAAAUUGCAGACUUGUAAUUUCAUAAAGGAAACAAUUUAACG